Molecule: messenger RNA, 1959 nt
Organism: Pleurotus ostreatus (oyster mushroom)
Lineage: Eukaryota; Fungi; Basidiomycota; Agaricomycetes; Agaricales; Pleurotaceae
Gene: BUR1
Product: serine/threonine protein kinase, CMGC, CDC2/CDK sub
Exons: 6
Coding region: 1-1959 (652 amino acids)
Biological process (GO): protein phosphorylation
Cellular component (GO): nucleus
Molecular function (GO): ATP binding; cyclin-dependent protein serine/threonine kinase activity
Source: RefSeq, a predicted model, not a curated record
AUGCGUUCUCCAGGAAAAAGGUAUGCUUCAAGGUCACCCUCUGGAUCCAGGGAUGCGAAGCGACAUGCACCGUCGUCGCCUGAGGAAGGCGAACUCGACGAUAUAGCCCCGCCAGCCCUACCUGCCUCCCUCCCCCCGAGACCGGAACCGACACAGCCAGACCGACCCAAGAUCCCCUUCCCUUUCAAGAAAAAGGAGCAGCCUCGCGAUGAGCGGAGACCACGCGAAGCUCAUCGAAUAGCCGACCACUGGGAGCCCAGCUACACCCGUUCUCGACACCGGGGCUACUCGCCUCGUUCCCCAUCCCCGAAGCACCGAUUACCUGCUUACCGCUCGCCUGUGUACACGAAUUUCAGCCCACCGCAUAAAGACUAUCACCUAGAUAGAAGACGAGACUGGGAGCGUGAUAGAGGGAGGAGGGAUGUCGAGUAUAAUCCGUGGAAGGGAGCGUCUCCGCCUCCGCCGCCACCAGACUCGCCACCGCCUGCGCCUCCUCCAGACUCCCAUACCAACCAUCGCGCCUCCUCGCCGCCACCGCUGAAACCAUCUACGACACCACGAAUCAGACACGCGCGACGGUCGAGAAAGGAGGAAGAAAAGGCAUACGGACGCACGUUCGAAGGGUGUGGCGAGCAGUCGGAUUACAAUGUCACGACUAAGCUCGGGGAGGGGACUUUCGGUGAGGUGCACAAGGCGCUGCACAAACGGACAAAUACAGCUGUUGCACUCAAACGCAUUCUCAUGCACAACGAGAAAGAGGGCAUGCCAGUGACUGCGCUACGCGAAAUCAAGAUCCUCAAAGCAUUGAACCACCCGUGUAUCAUUAAUCUUCUUGAUAUGUUUGUUGUACGAAGUAAUGGCAAGGAGCCUCUAUCGGUAUAUAUGGUGUUCCCAUAUAUGGACCACGAUCUCGCUGGGCUAUUGGAGAACGAACGGGUGAAACUGCAGCCGAGUCAUAUCAAACUCUAUAUGAAGCAACUGCUAGAGGGCACCGAAUACAUGCACAGCAACCACAUCUUGCAUCGAGAUAUGAAAGCUGCCAACCUUCUCAUAUCCAACACAGGAUCCCUGCGCAUAGCUGAUUUUGGAUUAGCCCGCGCGUUUACCACGAGUGCCACAUUCAGAGGCAAAGAGAAGAAAUACACGAAUUGCGUCGUGACUCGGUGGUAUCGGCCGCCCGAGUUGCUACUUGGGGCUCAGCAAUACGGUGGAGAGGUCGACAUAUGGGGCAUCGGUUGUGUCCUGGCGGAGAUGUUUACCAGGAAGCCAAUAUUGCCUGGCACAUCGGACGUAGAUCAACUUGAGAAGAUCUGGCAACUGUGCGGCACGCCGAACCAGCACACAUGGCCUAACCACGAUGCCCUACCUGGAUGUGAAGGCGUGAAACGGUUCAACACCACUUAUUCUAGGCGGCUCAAGCAAACGUACGACAUCCUUCCUUCUUACGAAGCGUCACACGAAUUCGACCGCCGCGCGCAUCAUCGCCAACCACACCAUGGACCGCCUCCAGGAGGACGUCCACCUCCCUCUCACCCCCAAGACCAUCCUCCCCCUCGCGGCCCUCCCAGAAACCCCAUGCCCCCGCGCCACGACCACCGCCGAAUCAACAACUCCCACCACCCUCCCCCACCCACACACGUAGUAAACAACCCUCCCAUCCGCCUUACACCCGGCGGCCCCCCUCCUUCAUUAGCCCUAGGGCUCCCCCCACGUCCUCCACAACAUUCUGACGGCCCACCUAGACACAUGCACGCUGGAAUGAUGCACAAUAACUCCGGCGGCAGACGUCAAGGGCCUCCUCCCAACGGACCAAAUAUGCAUCGCCCACCGCCAAAUGGACUUCCCGCUCGUCCAAACGGCCCACUGGGCGGUGGCGUUUCCCUCGGCGUCCCUGGUCGCGGUAGACCACCAGGAGGCCCUCCAAAUGGCACUCGUUCAAGUCCUUUGAAUUACGGGUAG